CACCAUGGACUCUCGGACACCCGCACAAAAGGCAGCAUCCCUGGUCAGUGCUCUCGAGCAACAUGGACAGGGGGAUUAUAUCGGGGAAUCGAUCAAUCAACUCGAGCAUUCUUUGCAGGCAGCGGACCAGGCCCGCCAAUCAGGAGCUCGGGACGAUCUAGUAAUCGCUGCUCUGUUCCACGAUAUUGGUCAGAUUAUCCCCUUGGAUUCCACGAAAGAGGUUCGCAUGAACCUUCGUGGGAGUACCGAGAAUGUCGGUCGCAUGGGUCACGAAGCCAUCGGCGCUGCCUAUCUUCGAUCCCUCGGAUUUGGCGAUACGAUUUGUCGGUUGGUAAAUAGCCACGUCGCGGCGAAACGGUAUCUCACGGCAGUAGAUCGUGGCUAUUACGAGUCCUUGUCUUCUGCGUCUCAGAAAUCGCUCGCUUUUCAGGGUGGCCCGUUCCAGGGAGAGGAGCUCGAAAAGUUCAAUCAGGAUCCUCUCCGGGAUGAAAUGGUUUCACUGCGGUUGUGGGACGAUGCGGCCAAACUGGAAGGGGUAGAAUCCACCACGCCUCGCGCAGGGGCAUAUCUUCAAAUGAUCACUGCGCAUCUAUCUCAGGCAGAGCUUCAAGAGUCGUCAUGA
Molecule: messenger RNA, 622 nt
Organism: Penicillium brasilianum
Lineage: Eukaryota; Fungi; Ascomycota; Eurotiomycetes; Eurotiales; Aspergillaceae
Source: the annotation of a GenBank genome assembly